AACUUAUCCCCUCACUGCACCGGCACACAUUUGGGCUUUCUCUCUGGUAGUUGUAAAUGGUGGAGAGGGUUUGAGCAGUGGCAAUUUCCAUCUCCAAUGGCCUCUUCUUCAUGUUCAAGCUUCUACUGUUGCUACUCUGCCUCAAUCCCCAAAUUGCCCUCCUCAUCUUGCUUUUCCUUCCCUUCUUAUCCUUUCAAUCUUUCUGGGUCCAAUGGAAUUUCACUCCAUAGAGCUCUGUCUAACUCAAGAAUUUUUGCUAAGUUUGAGAAGUUCCAAGAUGAAACUCCCCAAGACAGUCUUGAGGAACCCAUCACAUCAUCAUCAUCAUCAGCUUCUCUUGAGUCAGAACAACAAACAAUUCAAGCAGAAGAAGAAGAUGACAGCUGCUUGCCAUCUGAUUUGGAGGGUGCAGUCCGACAGUCAAGUCAAGCAAGUGCCACUUUUGUGUCUUCAGGAGGAAUGAGAGCUAUAGUUGAGCUCUUAAUUCCGCAGUUGCAGUUUCUUGACGAUGAAGGUGCCCAAGGUGAGCUCUGGGAGCUGUCAAGAAUUUUCAUAGAUACACUUAUUGAAGAAACAGGAUGUGAGAGAGUUAAAGCAAUAUUUCCAGAUGCUGGUGCUGCUGCCCUUCUAAAAUAUCGGUGGCAAGAUGCUGCUUUUAGCUUCUCCAGUUUAAGUGACCGGAAGCCUGUAGGCAGUGAAGACGAAAUUGUUGUUAUGGUUGUUCCUGAUUAUCAGAUGUUGGAAUAUGUACAGCGAAUCACAUCUGAACUCUCAGAUGAUCCGCCAAGGCCCCUCAUCAUGUGGAAUCCACGUCUUGUAAGUGAGGAUGUUGGAGUAGGGUUCAAUGUUCGGAAGUUACGGCGCUAUUUUUUAAGGCAACUUUUCGUCAUUUUCAUUCAAGCGAACACUUUCACAGUGGUUUACUCAAUGAGACCUCUUCCAUCUGGUGCUGUGUUUAGAUGUUAUCCUGGGUUAUGGAAAGUGUUUUAUGACGACCAGGACAGGCCAAACCGGUAUCUACUUGCAAAAGAACAAAUAAGCCGUCCUGUUGCAGAAGAACUCGAGAUAAUAUAUGGCGACAUAGAUGAGAUGUCAGAGAAGGGCCCAUCAAUUUUUGAUAGAGCAGCAGGCAUCUUCUCUUCGAUAAAUCGAUUCAUGAAAGUCAUCUCAAGAUGAGUCAUUUUCUUUACCAAAGCAAGUGAUCGGUCAUUGUAUUGCAAGUCUAUGAAUUGAAUCUAGUUCGGAUACAUCGGAUCAGAUUUUCAUUGUCCUGCUACUGUUAAGUCUUGUUUGUAAAUCUGUUAGCAUUGUAUAGCCAGUGUUUUUUGUGAAACAUUAUUCUCAUUAUACCAUGCAAGUCAUCGGUGUUUCUCGAGCUAAGAUCUUUCUUAAUUAUCUUCUAAAAGGGCUAAUAGAUUCAUGAUCAUCAUGAUGUACAAAACUUUCAGAUCCAGCUUGAGAGAGAGAGGGAGAGAGGCACACAUCUUUCAAUUUCUGUUGGUUUUCAGUUCAGACAGAAGCACUCAAAACACACCCCUGAAAAUGCUUACUGUUAGAUUUGUUAUGUUAUUUUGUUUUAUAUUGAGAUAA
Camellia sinensis is the source of this 1590-nucleotide messenger RNA. The record is from RefSeq and is a predicted model, not a curated record. NCBI's taxonomy places the organism in Eukaryota, Viridiplantae, Streptophyta, Magnoliopsida, Ericales, Theaceae.